Ilex paraguariensis (yerba mate) is the source of this 430-nucleotide messenger RNA. The record is from the annotation of a GenBank genome assembly. Lineage: Eukaryota; Viridiplantae; Streptophyta; Magnoliopsida; Aquifoliales; Aquifoliaceae.
AAAAAACUCGUCUUACUGGACUACUGUCGAUUUUGUGUUGCAUAAAACAAUCAAGAGAGAUGGACAGAGUCAUGGAGCUCAAGGGUUUUUCGGAUGCAGGGCAUCACAAGGUGCCCUACCCCUCACCUCUUACCCCAGCUUAUGUAAGAUUGGGUGUUGAUGGUAAGAAGGAAAUGUCAGGUCAAUAUGAGGUAGAAGAAGCAUGCAGGAGUUUCGAGAACUAUCUGGUGGAGAUGAUCGUGGAAGAAGGGAAGAUAAAGAAUUUGAUGGAUGUAGAAGAGCUUCUCUACUGCUGGAAGAACCUGAAGUGCCCAGUUUUCAUCAAUUUGGUCUGCAGGUUCUAUGGAGAACUAUGCAAGGAUUUAUUCUCCAAUAGCAGCGAGGAAGACAUUGAGAGUCCAAAAUCACCACGUUACUAAUAGCCUUCCAU